Molecule: messenger RNA, 780 nt
Organism: Rodentolepis nana
Lineage: Eukaryota; Metazoa; Platyhelminthes; Cestoda; Cyclophyllidea; Hymenolepididae
Source: the annotation of a GenBank genome assembly
AUGAAAUUAUUCCUGGAAGCCACUGAAGACGAGGACUUGUCUUCUACAGCUGAUUUCUCUCGUGGCACAACGCUAGCAGACGAUAGUAUGUCGAGUGAGCAAACAAUUCGAGAAAAAAGUUUGCAGAGUCCAUCAACGGACCAAGGCAACGUCGAAUCAACGGUCCGUAUGCAUGAAGAGAGUGGAGACAAUUUUGUCAAUUUGUUGCCGACUCUAAAGCGGUGUGUGGACGACCUCUGCAGGACAAUUGAGUGGAUUACGAUGGUGCCGCAUCGUUGCAACUUGGGACACGACGCAAGGGUCCAAGUUAUCUCCUUUCUUCUCGAUAAUGGAGCACUUCUCAAUAUUUUGGCUGGAGUCAACCCGACUGUUAAGGGCAUUUCCAUUAAUCUAAGAGGUUGCAUUGGCCACAUUGGUUACCUGAACAGAACCUUAUGUGCUUAUGAUAAAUUCGUGGCGAAACUAAAAUAUGGUCAAAUGACAAUACUGUCUGCUUCGUCUACCUUCCACGCCAAGAAGGCUUUCCUGAAGUUUUACCCCAAAUAUGUUCGCCAGAUUCAAGCUAUUGCUCCAUAUCAUGAGUCGGGACGGUUUGCUAUAGAUGCUUGUCGUCGACUGAAGAAAGAAUGGAUUGAAAAUGCACUCAACGAGAGCAUAAGGCCUGAGGUGUCGGAGUCUUUGAGUUCUCAAAAUAAGAACCGCGAGGAGGAGAAGGAGGGGGAGGCCUAUUCGGAGCAGACAAAAAGAGGAGCAGUAAGCACUAGACUUGUGAUGCGAUAA